Messenger RNA from Pocillopora verrucosa, 829 nucleotides. Its product is annotated as haloacid dehalogenase-like hydrolase domain-containing protein 3. NCBI's taxonomy places the organism in Eukaryota, Metazoa, Cnidaria, Anthozoa, Scleractinia, Pocilloporidae. The record is from RefSeq and is a predicted model, not a curated record. Gene Ontology annotation, cellular component: nucleus.
AUAUGGCGAACAAGUGCGUUUAGUGUGUUUGUUUCACAUUAGCAGUCUGAUGUUAAGAUUAAUUACAUUUGACGCUUGUAAUACGCUAUUUCAUGUUCGAGGCUCGCCUGGAGAACUGUACAGCAAUGUGGCCUCUCGUUUUGGUGUCGAGAUAAAUCCUAAACCUUUGAACGAUUCCUUCAAAUACUCCUUUCGAGAAUUCUACAAAACCCUGCCAAACUUUGGUGCGAACAAAAAUAAAACUGCCGAAAAAUGGUGGUAUGGAGUGGUAACACAAACAUUUCGUUCAGCUGGAUACCACGAUGAAGCAAAUUUAGCCAGGAUUUCCUCUGUUUUGUAUCGUGAAUUUUCAACAUCGAAAUACUGGCAAGUUUACGCUGAAACUCAUUCUGUGUUGGAGCAUUUAAAAAAUCAGAACUACCAUCUUGCCGUUGUAUCUAACUUUGACGAACGACUUGGUGAAAUUCUCGAGCGUCUGAGCUUAAACGACUAUUUCGACUUCAUAGCGUGCUCGUUUAGUGCUGGAGUUUACAAACCAUCUCCUAAAAUUUUCGAGCUUGCUCUGAAUCAUUUUGGCGUUAAAGCUGAAGAAGCCCUACAUGUUGGAGAUAACGUGGACUUAGAUUACAAGCCAGCAAUGCAGUUGGGAAUGAAAUCUUUUAUUGUAGACAGGUUUUGUAUGGACUUCAGCGAAAAAAUAGUCAGUCCUGAGCAUAUUAUCAGAGAUCUAACUCCUUUGCUAAAACUUUGAAUUAAAAUCGCCAUGAUCAUUGUAUUUUAUAGAUUGACAACUUGUUUGGUGGGUAUAGAUUAAAAAGUUAAGAAAUAA